Messenger RNA from Microsporum canis CBS 113480, 1533 nucleotides. RefSeq names its product n-alkane-inducible cytochrome P450. The record is from RefSeq and is a predicted model, not a curated record. Bases 1 to 1533 code for a protein of 510 amino acids. The transcript has 5 exons. Gene Ontology annotation, molecular function: monooxygenase activity; oxidoreductase activity, acting on paired donors, with incorporation or reduction of molecular oxygen; iron ion binding. Lineage: Eukaryota; Fungi; Ascomycota; Eurotiomycetes; Onygenales; Arthrodermataceae.
AUGCUCAGCCUCAUUACUCUAGGCUUUAUUCUCGUUCUGAUAUGCUAUAAGCUUGUUAGAUCCCAUUUCGAAUCGCAGAAGGAUGAACAAUUUGCUGCGUCCAAGGGGUGCCAGCCACCUCGACGGUGGAGUGCGAAAUGGCCUCUGGGGGUUGACCUACUCGUGAAAGCAUUUCGUUACGAAAAAAGACAGCAGAUACUGAAGCUUUUCCUCGAGGAAGUUGCGAGUUCGGGAGUUACCUUUGAGCAGAAUCUUCUUUUCGCCCGAGGAAUAGAUACAGUCGAUCCGGAAAACAUCGAGGCCAUCCUAUCUACGCAAUUUACUGACUUUGGACUCGGCUUGAGACCCCCAACCUUUGCACCUUUACUGGGCAGCGGUAUCUUCACCCAAGACGGGCCCAAAUGGAAACACUCGCGCGAGCUUUUACGACCUCAAUUCAUGUCCAACCGAUUCAAUAAUUUCGAGCAGAUCAAACAUGCUGUAAACAACCUCGUUGAAAGUGUCCCCGAAACUGGUGUUGUUGACCUGCAGCCACUCUUUUUCCGUCUCACCUUCGAAACGACUCUGUUCCUAUUAUUCGGACAACAUCUGCCGUCUUUGAAGUCAGAAGGCAUUACAAGCCGCGAAUCCGAAUUUGCAAAUGCUUUCAAUGUAGGGCAGGACUAUCUAGCCCAACGGGGGCGUCUAGGUGAUUUAUACUGGCUCUGGGGAGGCCAAAAAUUUCGGGACGUCUGUAAAAUGUGUCAUGAUUUUAUAGACGAUGCUGUGCAAAUGGCUUUGGAGCUCUCGGUUCACAAACAGAACAGAGAUCUUCGGAAAGAGCCAUAUGUGUUUAUUGACGCUCUUAUUCAAGAAACCCGUGAGCCAAGCGCCCUGAGGGACCAGUGUCUUAAUAUUCUCUUAGCUGGAAGGGACACCACGGCAUGCUGUCUCACAUGGACUCUUCGUCUACUGGUUCAGCAUCCAAAUGUUCUUGCUAAACUUCGCGACGAAGUCAAAGAUGCAAUCGGUGUCGGCCCUGAGGCACCAGACCCUACAAUCAACCAAGUCAAGAAAUUAUCAUACCUGUCACUGGUUAUCAAGGAAGUUCUUCGCUUGUAUCCAUCCGUCCCUGUAAACUCCCGUGCGGCUACAAAGACAACCAUCCUUCCAACUGGUGGCGGUGUCGACGGGAAAGCUCCUGUCCUAGUCCGUCGAGGUGAAGCAGUAGGAUAUUGCGUUUAUGCUAUGCACCGCCGUAAAGAUAUCUACGGCCCCGAUGCUAAUUUCUUCCGCCCCGAACGCUGGGAAGAUGAUUCACUCAAGGAUGUGGGUUACGGCUAUUUACCCUUUAACGGGGGCCCACGAAUAUGUUUAGGUCAAGAGUUCGCGUUAUUGGAGGUAGGGUAUACCGUUGUUAGGUUACUGCAGACGUUUGAAACAAUUGAAAUGGCGGAAGAGAAGGGGCCAUACCCACCAGUUGGCGAAGAAAAGCAAACGCUGACCUUGGUCGUGUCGAGCGGUGAAGGUUGUUGGGUUAAAAUGAAAAAGUAA